Corylus avellana is the source of this 2571-nucleotide messenger RNA. NCBI's taxonomy places the organism in Eukaryota, Viridiplantae, Streptophyta, Magnoliopsida, Fagales, Betulaceae. The record is from RefSeq and is a predicted model, not a curated record.
AUGAGAGGCCCUAAUUAUGCUGAAUUAUUGGUGUUUCUAUUUCUAUGUAGUGCAACUACUAUUUGUUUCGCUUUCAAUUUGAGUGAUUCUGAGGUGAUCAUGAGAUGCAUAGAGGAAGAAAGACAAGCACUCUUCAAAUUCAAACAAGGCCUUCAAGGUAAUUUCAGUAUUCCGUCUUCUUGGGGCAUGGAUGUGGAAGAUGUUGCAAAUGGGAAGGAAUUAAAUGCAGCAACCAAACAGUAUCUCAAUCUUUCCGACAACUAUUUUUUUGGAACCAUUCCACCGCAGCUUGGAAAUCUCUCAAACUUGAUUUCUCUUGAUAUCAGCUGGAAUGUUAUGAUAAUUGAGGACUAUAAUCUUGACUGGCUCUUUCGUCUCUCCUCUUUAAGAAACUUAGAUAUGAGCAGUGUGAACCUUAGCAAGGUAGUGAAUUGGCCGGAUAAGGUUAAUAUGCUCCCUUCUUUGUUACAGGACUUACGUCUAAGUAAUUGUCAGCUCUCCCUGCCGGUUCCUCCUACACUUAUCAAUGCUAAUUGUUCUUCACCACUUUCAUUCCUUGAUCUCUCUUUCAAUCAAUUCAACUCCUCAAUAUUCCCUUGGUUGUUCAAAUAUUACAAUCGCCUUCUUCAUCUUGACCUCCAUCGUACCGAAAUAGAAGGUCUUAUUCCAAAAGCGUUGGGGAAUAUGGUGCCUCUAGUUCAUCUUGACCUCUCUUCCAACAAACUUGAAGGGCCAAUACCGAAUCUUUCAAAAUUAUCUUUGUUGAGAGAGUUGCAUCUGUCCAACAAUCAGUUAAAUGGGAGUUUAGACAAUGUUCUAGGAAAACUUUCCAAGCUUCAGGUUUUGGAUUUGUCCUUCAAUUCUCUCAAAGGUGAAACACAUUUGUCGAAUCUUUCCAGCUUAAACCAAUUGGACUUGUCUUAUAAUUAUGAUCUGUCUUUGAAGUUUAGUCCAGACUGGAUUCCACCAUUUCAUCUGGAUUACAUAGGAUUGGGAUCUUGCAAAUUGGGGCCAACUUUUCCUCAAUGGAUUCAAACACAAAAGAAUUUUUCAGCACUUGAUAUAUCUAGUGCAAGAAUUUCAGACACCAUCCCCAAUUGGUUUUGGGAUCUUUCUUUUAAUAUAAAGCACUUAAAUAUCUCAGCCAACCAAAUCACUGGCAAUAUACCUUUUGAAUGGUUUUUGACAAGAUUUCAGGCUUUAAAUGCAAUAGAUUUGAGUUAUAACCGUUUCAGCUGUCCACUGCCACAACUUAACUCUAAUUCAUGGGUGUUGAAUCUCUCCAAUAAUUUGUUCCGAGGAACUGUGACAUUCAUAUGUGAGUCCGAGGGAUUUUUGGAAUACCUUGAUCUUUCGAAUAACUUAUUAUUUGGAGAGCUCCCCAAGUGUUGGCCAAAAAUGGCGAAUCUAGAACUCCUUAAUUUGGCAAAUAAUAAUCUCUCUGGGAAAAUUCCUGAAUCAUUCGGAAAAAUUUGUUGGAAAUAUAGUUUUCUCAGGUCAUUGCAUUUCCAAAACAACAGUUUCAUUGGAGAAUUACCUGUGUCAUUGAUGAACUACUCUUCGCUGAGUGUAAUAGAUUUUGGAGAAAACAACCUAUCUGGGAGGAUACCAACAUGGAUCGGCACAAGCCUACUGCAAUUGAUGAUUCUUCGCCUGCCAUCAAAUGAGUUUGUUGGUAGCAUACCAUUACAGUUAUGUCAACUAACAUUUCUUCAAAUCUUGGACAUCUCUCACAAUAGUAUUUCAGGGACUAUUCCUCGGUGCAUCAAUAACUUCACUGGCAUGACUCAAAGACAGAAUCUAGAAACAAGAACUUUUGAUUAUAGAACUAUCACAUCCGUGGGUUCUAUGCAUUUUUAUUGGCAAUACAUUGAGAAAGCACGGGUGAAUACAAAAGGAUUGCCUCUAGAGUAUAAAAAAAUUCUUUACUCAGUAAAAGUCAUCGAUCUUUCAAGUAAUAGAGUGGAAGGAGAAAUUCCAAGAGAAGUAACAAGUCUCUUGGGAUUGAUUGGGCUGAACCUAUCUAGAAACUUAUUGACUGGCGUCAUCCCUCAGAAUAUUGGUGACCUGGAAAGCUUGGAGUUUCUAGACUUGUCAAGCAAUCACCUUUCAUAUGUAAUUCCCCAAAGCCUCGCUACUUUGAACUUUUUAAGCUAUUUGAAUUUGUCAAACAACAACUUGUCCGGUAGAGUUCCAACAGGCACCCAGCUCCAGAGCUUCACUGCUUCUUCAUAUGCAGGUAACCUAGAUCUUUGUGAAUUGCCUCUGAACAGGUGUCGCGAAGAUAACAUGGCUCAAGGUCCUCAAAUUGGAAGCACACAUAAAGAUGGCAAUAUUGAAGAACAUGAAAACUCCCAUGAACACCUAUGGUUUUAUACGAGCAUUGCAAUUGGAUUUAUUGUUGGAUUUUGGGGGGUUUGUGGAUCGUUAAUCCUAAAGGUUACUUGGAGGCGUGCAUAUUUUCAGUUUUUGGACAGAAUGGGAGACAGGCUCUUUGUUACAAUAGUUGUCAACAUGGCCAAGCUGUUGCGGAACUUCAAGAGUACUCAGUGCUACCAAGAAAAUGUUUAG